AUGGGCGACAACAACGUUGAUAUAACCAGGUUUCUAGUCAAGAACGAAGGACAACGAUUUACGAAAACAGCUGUUCUGAAGAGCCGAGGAGAGCCUGUUGCGCAAUUUGCGUCAGCGUGGAACAUUCAAUCUCAGAUGACAGCGAUUGCGGCUCUGGACACACUGUCCAAUCAACUCUGGUACGUUCUGGUAAACCACCAGAUCUCUGUGCCAUUACCAGCUGCUUUGUCGCUGGAUGGAAGUUCCGGGGGAACAAAACUUGGCUUAGGGUUAAUCACCAUCACUGUCGCCGCGGAUGCACAGAAGCAAGGAAAGAUCUUGAAGAAAGGCACUGGCAGUCAUGAGCAGCCACCUCUCGAAACCUUGGAAACGGAAAUCGAGAUCGAGCAGGUUGGCCCAACUGCAACUCAGCACUCGCAAAGCGCGUCAAAUUCGAUCAGUAAAGAUUUGGGUGCUAAUAUCGGAAUGUUUGGAAAUACUCCUACUGCUGGUGUCUCAGCAAGCUACUCGGUAUCCCAGAGCCUCAGCAACACCGUCUACGACGUCGAGAUUACUAGCAACCUCGGAGAUCGUCGACGUAGCCAAGUGUGGACUUUCGAUCACACUGGAAUGGACAGUAAUGCGGCCAAAAGUACUUUCAACUAUCAAGUACAAGAGCUUUGGCGUGUUUCUGGGGCUGGACCACCGGGGAAAGAAUGGACAAAUGUGCUUGAGAACUUCGCAAUGACCUUGAGCAUAAAGUGGCAGCCUGAGGUUACCUACAAAGUUGGGGGGACUGCUGCAGAACCAAAACGGUUUGUGGACACCAUGGAGGAAAAUUUCAGUUUGAUUUGGACGCAGAAGGAUAUUCCUGCGAGUCUGACUGCAGGUCGGAUGUCUCACUAG
Molecule: messenger RNA, 885 nt
Organism: Cyphellophora europaea CBS 101466
Lineage: Eukaryota; Fungi; Ascomycota; Eurotiomycetes; Chaetothyriales; Cyphellophoraceae
Exons: 3
Coding region: 1-885 (294 amino acids)
Source: RefSeq, a predicted model, not a curated record